AUGAUUGGAACUUUAGGUAAUCAUCCACAACAUAGUCCAUUGCUAUUGGCCUGGAUGUUGGUGCGUUUUUGGAUUAAGGAUGCUUCAUCGACAAACUCAAAUACCUUUCGUCACUUGGGAAAUACAGCUCUUCAGUUGGAUGUGUUUGAAUAUCUUUGCAGAGCUUUACAAACACCAACUCUCUCAGGAAAUGGGUCAAUCCACAAGCUUGCAGAAUGUCUCUUGAAGUAUCAAGUUGUUGCUGAGGAAUUUUGGGAGAAGGGACUAACAUCAGGGGUUGGUGUUCUACUUCAGGCUGACAUGGAGGCUUUUCCCAUACAACUAAGACCUUUAAUGCAUUUACUGAGUUCUCUAGCACAAGCUAGUCCUACAAGUUGUCACAAGGUGAUUGCAACACUAAAGAAUUUCCCAGUGUUUACUGAGUAUUUGGAAAAUGUCAAUGUACGUGAUAAGAUGAUCACAGAAGAAGGAGGAGUAUGGCAAUUAGUACAUAACAGAUUUCCUUAUGAUACUGAUUCCUUGGUGCUACCUAGAGGUACUCGUGGUAUGAUUUUGCCUCAAAUGGAUACCAGAGGCUUCCAGCUAAUUCAGUGGCACAAGGUUGUGAAUGGAUGGCAAGUGUGUCUAUGUGAACUGAAUGUUAAAUUGAAGCAGUUGGCUCAUGGUGCAGGCUAUAUGACCCAAGAAUCUGUCGAAAAAAUAACAGACAUUGCAAUCUUGACAUGGUCAGUUUUGAAGUCUGAUAUCAGUACAUAUAGCCAGUUGACACACAUUAUAAGUGAACUAUUUACAGCAUUUCAGAGAUUUUCUCCCCUCUCAAUGCCACCCAUCAAGCUGUUGGCAGUGUGUCUAGACAUCAUUGGACUUUUGGUCACUCAGGAGUCUCAGAGAAUUUGGAAUCAACUGGUCCAACUAAGCUUCUUACCAUUUCUAACAGGAACAGCCACCACUGUUGCCAGUCUUGCAAGUGGAGCAUAUGUAAAUGUUGGAAUUCUAGGGAAACAGGUGGCAGCCCAAGAAUGUAUGUCUGGACAGUAUCCACUGUGUAUAGCUUUUUUGAACUUGGUAACUUCAGCCAUAGAGAUUAUAGGUGAAGAUGAUGAUAGCACUCUGCUUGCUUGUCUAGUUUACAUUGUAACAGAGAUUUUCCCAGCCUUUUAUAAGUGGCGAUACACUCAAUUUGGAGAUAGAGAAAUCAUUGGUCAGAAGUGUUUGAACAUAUUCCAUAAACUGCUGAUGAUUUCUGUGGAUGGUGAUACCUUUAAGCCAAAAUCAAAGCUACAGGUACUGUGUGCUUUUAGUUUACUAAACCUGGAAGCUGGUCAAACUUUAAUGAAAUUAGCCACUACUGGAGAAGCUGUUGUCCAACAAAGCUUGGAAUUACAAAAUAGUAAACAUGGUCGAGAGUUAAUUGCUACAGUACGAAUUUCUCUUUCUGUGUUGAAUCGACUUUUACUUCUACGAACAACUGUGGCAGAAAUUGUAACCACUUCUGAUGAAAUGCAAACAACUGAAUGUCCUCUAGAACGUGCUCUGUUUGCACAACCAACUCAACGUAAUAAGCCUCAUACAAUACUGUCUAUAGCCUAUUAUGUUUUUCAACGUCAAGACCCUCGCCUUGCUACUUUAUCUGUUCAACUCUUGAAACGGAUUGCUAAGGAAUUCCCAAUGUCUGUGCUGGCAUGUUUAGGAACAGAAUCAGAAGCUGUAAAAGAUCAUCUGCUGCUGUUGUUGCAGUCACUGACAGUUGACAUCCGGUUGAAAGUAGCCAUUUUGGAGUUUUUGACAACAUGUGUGGCAUAUCAACCUGGCCUGAUUGAAAUGUUUGUUAAUCUUCCUUUAGAAAAGAAAAAAAAAGAGAUGAAGGAAGAUGAAGAAACGGGAAGCUGUCUACCAAAAGUGUUAGAAAUUCUCCAAGAAAAGAAAGAGGGAAUCUAUUUCUGUCCACCUGAGCUUCAUUCUGCAGCUGUAGAGUUUAUCCAUGCUCUGUGGGCUGGUCAGCAAAUCUUAGCAGUUGAUGAGCUAAAGAAAGAUUCAACAUUUUGGAAACUUUUAUGUGAUCCCUUUCUGAAUGGUGAGCUUGUAGAAGCAGAUGACCGUGUUAUGGCUUACAUACUGAGGACUGUGGCUUUGGAGGUGUUUCAUUGCAAUGUGUUUGGCAGUGGAAAAUGUGACCCUGCACUCCAAGACAUAUUUAAAAUCUUUUCACAAAAAUCACUUCUUUCCAAACUUUCUAAGCACAUCUUGUCCACCCUUCCACCCUCUGGUGAAUAUGAUAUGAGUCAUGGAAUAUUAGACAAUAGUAUGUUAACAGACCGUGCUAGAGACUCCUUUGCUCUUCUAACUGCUUGGAGAGAUUUUCUAUUAGUUCUUGCUAAGAUGCAACCAUUGAAGAUUGAGAGUUCAGAGAAGAUACGUAUCAUGGAAGAUAUCUUAACAGGACUUCAGUCUCAGAUUGAGAUGCCAACAAACAGUAAAGUUAUGAUUCUACUAGGGGAACUGUACUUGAUGAUUCUGCUAAAAUGGGAUUGCCAAUGUUACCAUUCAGUGCCCGAAUGGACAUCAUCCAUUGGUGCUCUGCUUCAUAGUUUGAGAUCCAAUGCUGAUUCAGUACACCCUCUGCUUCAGGUAUUAGUAGUUUCUAUUGCUACAGCGGCAUUAAGGGUUCUGGGAAGGAAUAAGAAAAAUGAAGAAUCCACUGUCAGCGAAUGGUUUGAUCCUGUAUGUGAUCUGGUGAGAUAUACAAGUCUCAUAGCACAGAAAUAUUUGAAACAGUCAAAGAAUGCUGGUUCUAAUCAGCUUUCAAUUUUAACAAUAUGUCUUCUCAAAGAAUUGAUUCAUCACAGUGAAAGCCCAAACCAGUGGUUAUCUGUAUUGUUACAGAACACAACAAUACCCACUUUGCUUGGACUGUUAGUUUGGUGUUUGCAGCUUCAUAAAGGAAUUGGAAUAGCUCACAAUAUCCUGACUCUCUUUCUUGCUUUGACUCCUGUACCAAAGGCUGCUGAAGCACUGUGUUCUGCUGGUCUGAUGGAUCAAGUUACUCUUCUCAUUGCUAGUUGUUACACUUCAUCUGAAGAUCCCACACUUACAUUGCAGUGCUCGGGGAAAUUGCCAGUGAAGUGGCUUGACAUCUAUCAACUUACUCAACAACUUGUUGCUUCUCUUCUCCAAACCUUGAAACACUUUUUUCUCAAAGAUGCUCUCAAUUUUGUUGGGGCUCAUCUGGAGAGAAUGCACAAGAGUUUCCAGCAAGUGAUGGAGAAACCUCAUAGAGCUGACAUUCAGGAGACCUUAGGGACGUGUUCACUUGUUCACCAGCUGUCAUAUCAUCAACAUGCAUGGAGACUAGAACAUAUGGCCUCCAUGAAUCUGCUCCUGGGUGACACUUGCAAUGUCUGCUAUGCAGCAACUGCAUACCUAAUCAGACCUAGUCUUCUCCAGCACUUUAUAGAGCAUUCUAAGGCAGACCUAGAUGAGACAAAAUUAAUAUCAGUAACCACUCAGGCUGAUCCAGACAGCCACUUUAUGAAAAGAUUGUUGUCCACAGAAGAGAUCGAGAGACUAUCCCCUCAGCUAGUUCAAGCUCAAAACAGGCUACUGGAGCUUCUGGCAGUAGGUCUGUCCACUCUUCAGUUGUUUAGUCCUCAUUUAUAUGAAGUAUUAUCUGAUCAGGGUGUAGAUGUAGGACAGUGGCAAAUCAUGCUGGACAUAAGCUUUAGUACCCCAGGAGUGGAACACAGUGGUCCUCUAAGUUUUGGAACUAUACUAUCGUGUAUAAAUAUGUGUGUUCGUGCCUUGACCAAGAAUGAAAGAAUGUCUUCUCCUGCAAAGCUGUCACAUCUAGAAGGUCCUUUGCCAACAGAAAGGUUACAUCUUCAAUAUGUCUUAGAAACAAGCCUGACAUUGUUGCUAUCCCAAGCUGUGCUUUGUCUUCUUCAUCCUGCAUUGAAACCUAGAGAAAAACAAUUACUAAGAAGAGAACUUGGUGCUGAACUGAAUUCAGUUUUGCUGACAAUGAAUCGCUAUCUACGAAAAGGUGCCCCUCUUUCUCCUGCAAGCUCUUCUUCUGGACUAGUCAGUCCAAGUGGUCACUCUCGAGCUGUGACACCUGUAUCUGACAGACCAUUUCUAAGAAUGAUAACUCACUUAGUGAAGAAAAUUUUCAAGUAAUUGUAAAUAUGUUUGAUUUUAAUAAUAAAUGUGAGUAUUUUUUUUCAAGUGCUUCAUUUUAUCCAAGUUCAGUAAACUGUCCAAUACUGACAAGUAACUUUAGUUAGUGAAAAGAACAUUGUACAUGUCUGUCUCCUUGCUGGCUUUGCUGCACCAACCCAUCAUAACAAUUUGUGGAACCAAGGACUAGUAAUUCUGGCACAAUAGGUAAUAUAAACACUUAUUCUCAUACAAACAUACAUAAAUCAUUGCUCUCACAUUGUUACACAUACAUUUCAAUGUUUGUACACUACACACUUGCACAUGUAUAUUGGGUUUUUCAUAUUAUUAUUUUAUUGAGAAUAUGUGCUUUAUUUGAUUUUUAUUAAUAGUAUAAUUUAAUAUUUCUCUUGUUUCAAUAAUGUUAAAGAAUAGUAGUGUUGCCCUUCCUAUAUCAUUGUAUUUUGUAUUAUGUUUGUGCAGUUAAACAAAAACACAGAAAAGAAUAAUGAUACACUUUCACUUUUAUUGGACAGAGUAUUUCAAGAGUUGUAAACAUCACAAAUCCUUCUCCAGUGUUGUUUUAAAUAGUUACAUUUGUAUUAAUAAGGAAUGUCAUAAAAUAGUGACACAGUUUCAAGUACAACAUCAUCGUUAAAAAGCUCAACCUGUAAUCAAAUGUAAACUAGCUGUUUUAAAAAAAAUCAAUAACUGGAUCAGUCAUAUGCAGUUAAAACUAAAACACUGUCAAUUGACAACAACAAAAAAGUAAAUGAGAAGGCUGUUUUAAACAAGAAAUAACAUCUUGAUAAGUACUAAACUUUGACUUGUUUCAUAUAUCACAUUCAGUCAAACAUCGUAUGAACAGAAGAGAAUGAGUUGAAUAAACUAAUAUGUGAACAGCCCAUGUAAGAUCUUUAGCUUAUUAACCUGUAAGUAUAUAAAAACUUCAAGUUUCUUUCCCCUUUCUAUUCAACCAAGAGGUUUAGUACCUAGAACUGAAAAAAACAGAAUUCAGAACACUAAAGCCAUAUAACCGUAAAAUCCAGUAAGAGACUCAUAAUUGUAGAAACAUUCAUUGUAAAAGGAUCCACCUCCUUGAUCUCGGAUACCUAAUUAUUCUGUUUUGCCAAGUGAUAAAAAAAAA
This is a messenger RNA of Limulus polyphemus (Atlantic horseshoe crab), 5299 nucleotides long. Its product is annotated as nucleoporin NUP188 homolog. The record is from RefSeq and is a predicted model, not a curated record. Bases 1 to 4173 code for a protein of 1390 amino acids. Gene Ontology annotation, cellular component: nuclear pore inner ring. Lineage: Eukaryota; Metazoa; Arthropoda; Merostomata; Xiphosura; Limulidae. Gene Ontology annotation, biological process: RNA export from nucleus; protein import into nucleus. The transcript is spliced from 35 exons. Gene Ontology annotation, molecular function: structural constituent of nuclear pore.